Girardinichthys multiradiatus is the source of this 1319-nucleotide messenger RNA. Its product is annotated as stathmin-like. The coding region runs from base 148 to 603 and encodes 151 amino acids. The transcript is spliced from 5 exons. Gene Ontology annotation, biological process: regulation of microtubule polymerization or depolymerization; microtubule depolymerization; neuron projection development. Gene Ontology annotation, molecular function: tubulin binding. The record is from RefSeq and is a predicted model, not a curated record. Gene Ontology annotation, cellular component: cytoplasm; neuron projection. Lineage: Eukaryota; Metazoa; Chordata; Actinopteri; Cyprinodontiformes; Goodeidae.
CCCGCCUCUCGGUCUUGUGGUAAAAGCUGUGAGAGAGGAGCUCAGCAGCAUCUGCAGCUUGUUGGAGGUGGGUGUGACAGGCAUCUGUAGCCGACAGGAGAGCUUUUUUUCCGUCUGUAGGUUACCUGUCCUGCACACUUGUUCAAGAUGGCAUCAGCUGAAGAUAUCCAAGUCAAGGAGCUUGACAAGCGGGCAUCUGGCCAGGCAUUUGAAGUCAUCCUGGGUGCUCCAGCCCCUGAUGCUAAAGGAGAGUUCCCCCUGUCUCCUCCCAAAAAGAAGGAUGUCUCUCUCGAGGAAAUUCAGAGAAAGUUGGAUGCUGCAGAGGAGAGGCGUAAGAAUCAUGAAGCCGAGGUUCUGAAGCACUUGGCUGAAAAGCGAGAGCAUGAAAAGGAAGUGCUACAGAAAGCUAUGGAGGAGAACAACAACUUCAGCAAGAUGGCAGAGGAGAAGCUCAAUCUGAAGAUGGAGGCCAACAAAGAGAACCGCACAGCAAUCAUGGCAGCCAUGAACGAGAAAUUCAAGGAGAAGGACAAGAAGUUGGAAGAGGUGCGGAAGAAUAAGGAAGUCAAAGAGCCUGGCUCAGAAGGCACCUCGGAAGACUGAGAGGAACAAGUGGGGGAUUGUAUAGGGUUUUUUACGUAUCCAAAGAUUAAUUUAUUUUUUGUUCAGCCAGUAUUGUUUUUUUCGCUACCCACAUUUUGAAAUACAAGUUCUACUUUGUGAAUUUUUUCAACUCUCCUGCUAUAAGUGUAGUUGCGCUCAUUCUACAUGUGGAUAAUCCCUCAGUCUGCUGUAAUCAUCAUCUAGCUUGUCAGUGCAGCUUGAGCCCCUUUCCUCUGGAUAUUAGCAGUGUUUUUUUUAUUCUCUUGGGAAGCAUGUUUCUAUGCAUUGGUCUUUUACUACAACCUAUUUCAUUGUGGGUUUUGAAAGUAUCUGUGAACCACACCUGUUAUUGGCACUUAAGGUAUAUUUAAAAAGUAGCACACGUUUCCAUCAAGGUGCUGGCUGCUAUACAUGCAGCUUUGCUACUGGAUUCAGCUGACUUUAACCUGCAGGCCAUGGUUUUUCCACCAAUGCCUAAUCUUGGCUUUUGUAAAGAGAAAACGAUAAAUAUGGGGUCGACCUAAAGCACAUGACUUCUUGCGGUAUAGCUGUGAAUUAACAUGCCCAUCAUGCAACUGGAAGUCAUUUUUUAACGUCACUGAGCAGAUGUCUUCACAUGGAAUGCAUAAAAGCAAUACACUUCUAGGCAUUUCAAUAGGAACAAGUGGCUAGUUGACUUAAACUGUUGUACUAAAACAAAUAAAGUGUAAACUUGG